This is a messenger RNA of Nannochloropsis gaditana CCMP526, 192 nucleotides long. RefSeq lists its product as uncharacterized. The transcript is spliced from 3 exons. The record is from RefSeq and is a predicted model, not a curated record. The annotation marks the transcript as partial.
AUGGAGACACUGCUGAGGGUGUUCCAUUGGUUGGAUGGGAAACUGGACCUCGGGUCCGAGCUAUGCAUGGAUGAGGAGGGAAUCGACGACCCCGCGGCAGUCAAUCGAUAUCGCGAUAGCGAUGAGCUACGGUACACCCUCUUCUCUCCCUCCUUCCGCGCCACCUCUCCCUCCCUUCCCCUGCCCCUUCUU